Messenger RNA from Linum trigynum, 1464 nucleotides. The record is from the annotation of a GenBank genome assembly. NCBI's taxonomy places the organism in Eukaryota, Viridiplantae, Streptophyta, Magnoliopsida, Malpighiales, Linaceae.
AUGGCGGAGGCGUUGAGAUGGUUCGCCCUGUGCACGGUGCUGGUCGUGGUGAUGGUCGUCGGAGUUACGGCCACUGCUCGGAAUGGCGGGAUCUCCGGUCUUGCUCUGACUCGGAAUGUGGAAACUGAGGCGUUGCAGAGCUCGAGCAACCCUUCCAUGGAGGCUAGAUCUGGAUCGUUUAUUCAGUUACGGUUCGUUUUCUUGGAUUCCUUAGUUGCGGAAGUACUCCUUUUCCCUUACAUGGUCCUCCUCUUCCUGCUUUUUGACAGCACCGGAGAAGAAGCGGUUAAUGAUGCACCCGGGAACAAGGAGCAUGCUGUUCAGGACCCAGAAGAGGUGGUUUCAAUGGUGGAAAUGAGCAUCCACAACAGCACUGAAAGGAGGAAACUAGGGUAUUUCUCUUGUGGAACCGGCAACCCCAUCGAUGAUUGCUGGCGCUGUGACCCACACUGGCAGAAGAACCGCAAGAGGCUUGCUGAUUGUGGGAUUGGGUUCGGGAGGAAUGCCAUUGGCGGGCGUGAUGGCCGGUUCUACGUGGUUACCGAUCCCAGAGACGACGACCCUGUGAACCCAAGACCGGGGACCCUGCGCCACGCUGUGAUCCAGGACAGGCCGCUGUGGAUUGUUUUCAAGAGGGACAUGGUAAUCCAACUGAAGCAAGAACUGAUCAUGAACAGCUUCAAGACGAUCGACGGCCGUGGUGCCAAUGUCCACAUCGCAAAUGGAGGGUGCAUUACCAUCCAGUUCGUGACGAAUGUGAUCAUCCACGGCCUCCACAUCCAUGACUGCAAGCCCACAGGGAACGCCAUGGUGAGGAGCUCGGAGACACACUUUGGAUGGAGAACCAUGGCUGAUGGAGAUGCCAUCUCCAUCUUCGGGUCUAGCCACAUUUGGGUCGAUCACAACUCGCUCUCUCACUGUGCUGAUGGGCUGGUUGAUGCGGUGAUGGGCUCGACCGCCAUUACCAUAUCCAACAACCACAUGACCCACCAUAACGAGGUGAUGCUGCUGGGGCAUAGUGACUCUUACACAAGGGACAAGCAAAUGCAAGUGACCAUCGCUUACAACCAUUUCGGAGAGGGACUCAUCCAGAGGAUGCCAAGAUGUAGACAUGGGUACUUCCAUGUGGUGAACAAUGACUACACCCACUGGGAGAUGUACGCGAUCGGAGGGAGUGCCAACCCCACCAUUAACAGCCAGGGCAACAGAUACAACGCCCCCAUCAACCGCUUCGCCAAGGAGGUGACCAAGAGGGUGGAUACGGCGGCGGGCGUGUGGAAGGGCUGGAACUGGAGGUCGGAGGGAGACCUGCUGCUCAACGGAGCUUACUUCACGCCGUCGGGAGCAGGGGCUUCUGCAAGCUACGCUCGUGCUUCUAGCUUGGGUGCCAAGUCUUCUUCGAUGGUCGGAUCCAUUACUUCCAACGCCGGUGCCCUAGGCUGUCGUCGGGGCCGCCAGUGCUAG